This is a messenger RNA of Poecile atricapillus (Black-capped chickadee), 1807 nucleotides long. RefSeq names its product transmembrane protein 204 (gene TMEM204). Bases 741 to 1421 code for a protein of 226 amino acids. NCBI's taxonomy places the organism in Eukaryota, Metazoa, Chordata, Aves, Passeriformes, Paridae. The record is from RefSeq and is a predicted model, not a curated record. The transcript has 3 exons.
CCCUGAGUCUCACCAAAACGAGCCACAAAAACAGCCAUUUCCUCUUGGUGGGGAGGUGGGGGGGCCUUUUCCUCACUGCAGUGGCUGUUCCUGUCCCGGCACUCACAGCUCAGCUCUUCGGAGAGGGACAGGGCAGAGCAACCUCCUCGAGAUACUCCAGACUUGCAGAUCACCUUUGGGAUGACCACACUCCCCUCUGGGUCGGCUUGGCUUUGAGAGGAUGACAUCUGUCACCGUUUGCAGGAUAUUCUGAAGUUUGCACCCAAAGCCAGGCUUUUGGAGCAGCACUGGUUGGCUUGGAGGAUCCAGCGCUCAGCAGGCUACAGCGAGCAUCCCAUCCCACUCCUGCCCCACCGCAGCUCAGGCUCUCCUGCCCUGACACUGGAUUCUGUUUGGAUUCACCCCGUCCAACACGGAAUGGACCUCCCUGUCACCCAGUUCACCACGGGACUGGCGUUACUUAUCAAAGUGCAAGAAGGUGGAUAAGUUAACACUGGGAAGGACCUAACAAAGCUUCGUGUUUUUAUUUUAUGGAAUUCUCCUAUCUACCUCACAAAAGUCUCAUUUCCUUGGUCAGAAAUCCCUCUGGAGUUGACUUCAAGAAUGAACGGUGAUGUCCUCUAGCGCCCCGUAACAGCCCAGCGCAGCCGCCAGUUCCCAGCCCAAUUUCAAUGUGCUGCAGCUGACCAGGACCUCGUGUCGUCUGCAAUUAGAGACUGGCAGCAAGCUGACAGUCAGAUAUGACUGUCCAGAAACUGGUAGCCACAGCUGUGUUGGUAGCCCUGGUCUCACUCAUCCUUAACAAUGCGGCUGCCUUUACCCCCAACUGGGUGUACCAAACGCUGGAGGAUGGGCGCAAGCGCACUGUGGGGCUCUGGAGGAUGUGCUGGCUGGCAGAGCGGAGCAGAGGGGGUGCAAGCACCAGUGCCAGGCAUGGGCAAGGGGAGGAGCAGGAGUGUGAAGCCCUGGGCUGGGGGUCAGAGUCGGCUGGGUUCCAGGAGUCACGCAGCACUGUCAAACUGCAGUUCGACAUGAUGCGUGCCUGCAACCUCAUUGCCACGGUGGCUCUGACUGCUGGCCAGCUCCUCUUUGUCCUGGGGCUGAUGGAGCUCCCCAUCAUCUCCCAGGAUACCCAGUGGUGGGAGGAGGCCAUAGCUGCUGUGUUCCAACUUGCCAGUUUUGUUCUGGUUAUCGGACUGGUGACAUUCUAUCGUAUCGGACCAUACACCAACCUCUCGUGGUCCUGCUACCUGAACAUCGGAGCCUGCCUUCUGGCCACACUGGCAGCUGCCAUUCUAAUCUGGAACAUCCUCCACAGGCGUGAGGACUGCAUGGCACCCCGGGUCAUUGUCAUCAGCCGCACCCUGACUGCUCGCUUUCGCCGUGGCUUGGAAAAUGACUAUGUUGAGUCACCAUGCUGAAAGAGCACACUUGAAAGAUGAAAGAUCACCAAGGAAAUCUGCAUUGGAGUUGUUUUCUAUAUAUACUAUAAUUUAAGGGUUGCAAGACAUGACAAUGUUCAUUUGUUUGGGCAGAGGCCCUCAAUUAUUAUUUGGAUGGGCUCCAUCUCUAUACAUAUGUAUAAAACACAUAAUUUUAUAUAUAUAUAUAUAUAUAUAUAUAUAUAUAAUAUUAUAUUGCCCUCUCCUUCUGCUGUACAGCACAGAAUUGUUGGGUUGGCUGCAUGGCAGCAGGGUCAGCUGGAAAAGAUAACAAGUGUAUGCAAUGAGAAUACAGGAAAGAGGGAACCAAACACAUUUUCUCUGUCUGCAUCAAGUUCUCCUGCUCCCUAAAAAUAAAACAAAAA